AGUGUGUUCUUGCUUUACGUUUGAUCUUCUAGAGUUUUUAUAACCCUUGACAUAAGCACCAUAACGCAAUCAUAAGCACAACGCCUUCCAUCUCUACACGACUUCGAAGUUGAGUACGAAGGUGCCAUGUACUGCGCUAAUCUCCAAAAACACGGGGCCUUGCAGCUCAAAGUUGCAGCCAUGUUUGGGAGUGCAGAUGCUAAGCGCCGACACCCAUGUCCCUACCGGCCGCAUCAACCACCCGUACCAUAUCAUCUCAGUAUAUACGCGCACUCCGCUGCCGACGAGCCGCCAACACCAAACAAUGUGGACACCAAGGCGCCCCAUUCUUAGAAUUGAGGUCCAGGCCAGCAUUUAUAGGCACCUACUCCUCGCGUCGCUACAUCAUGCAAUCCUCUGGGAAGUGAUCGUUGUGCAAACUCAUUCUUUUCGUUUGUCUGGUCUUGAGUUUUGAUAACAUGGUCUGCAUCAUCUGCCAAAACAUGCUGGGCCGACAAGCUGGUAGGUUCGCCCAAGGAACGCUGGAUAACCGAUACGAACAUCACACAAAUGCAAAGACUUUUCAACAGGCUGUGCGGCAAAACUGUUACAUCUGUCGAGCUUUGUACGUCAACCUGUUGGAUGAAUUGGAGUACUAUGCUGAACAGCCGCGCCGAGACUCUGUCACGUCAAGUUCGCAUGCUUCAGCGGAGGAACAGAUCCUUUCAGACCUGAACCAGUCCUACCUGAGUAGCAAGGCCUUCCUCUUCCUACAAAAGUUCGAUCAUACUUACCGCCUUGAGAUUGAGCUAAGGCACGGGCAAGCUGAGAUCCAGCAUACCUUCUAUCUGGAAUGUCAACAAGGACCCCCUCCUUGUCCUGACCAACGAUCUGUCCAUGUCAGGUAUCGAACGCUGGAAGACCCUAGUUUCUCAUCACAUCCUCCGCCAAAGUUAACCCGCCACCGAGACUACGAGGUAGCGCAUCGGUGGAUAAAGGAGUGCAAAUGUUAUGCCUCUAGAUCAAGCUCGUUCUAUCCGACAAGGCUUUUAAGCCUCAAGAACGUAAAAGCCUCAAUGGCAAUCCAUGGUAACUCUACCUCACGGUGCCGCAACUCCCAAGUCUGUGUCAAUCUUGUUGAGACAGCAGCCUGGCUCCGACCGAAUGCCAGAGAACCGGACUACAAAGGAAGCAACGAGCGUUAUGUGACUUUGUCGCACUGUUGGGGAGGCUUGGUUAGUCACCGCUUGCUCAGGAGCAACUACGAUGACUUCGUUCGCGGCAUACCAGUUGCCGAUCUGCCAAAGACAUUUCAAGAUGCCAUCUACUUUGCUUCUACUCUUGAGAUUGUUGAUUAUAUCUGGAUCGACUCGCUCUGUAUCAUCCAAUUAGAUAAAGCUGACUGGUUGAAAGAAGCUGAAGUUAUGGGCCGCGUGUACAGCGAGACUUUCCUGAAUCUGUCUGCCACAGCCGCAUUGAACAGCACUGUUGGACUUUUCAAAGACGGAGACUUUGAGCUGCUGGAAGAAGACAAGGUUGUACUGGACAUCGAAGGUCUACCCAUGGCGUAUGACAGGAAGACCGUCCCGAAGAAUCCUGAUGAGAGGGAGCGCUUUUUUCUGCGAUCAUGUACAAUCAUCGACACUUCGUUUUGGGAGAAAAAAGUGGACAAAGGGCCAGUCAACACACGUGGCUGGGUGCUGCAAGAAAGACUGAUGUCUUCGCGGGUGUUGCACUUCUGCAGGGACCAGGUCGGGUGGGAGUGCGCUUGUCGCGAUGGUGAUGGGGACUCUGCUAUCUGUACUGCGCAGAUAUCAAAUACUGUUCGCGAGUACUCUGCUCAUCACAGAAUCGUGGAGGGUAUUCGCCAGAGACUAUUGAGGGCGAACAACGCGUCCUACUCACCUUUCGCUCUUUGGGCGGCUGUGGUGAAGGUGUACACAAAGACAGCCAUUACAAACCCGGAUGACAAGCUUAUCGCUAUGUCUGGACUGGCCGAAAUCAUUUCUGAAGAGGUGGGCUGUACAUACGUUGCUGGCUUAUGGCGGAAGAACCUCGCUAGCCAACUUUUGUGGCAUGUUGAGCCUGUGUUUCGCUCGAGCGACCGUACCUUUUCGCAUCCAGCAACCUCUAUAACUGGAUGUGCCCCAUCGUUCUCUUGGGCGGCUAUAGAUGUCACCGGGCAUGGCAUUACAUACGCGAAUUCGACUAAACGCAGAGUGUUUGUGCGAAUCGAGGAUUGUGUCGUGGAGCCCCUUACAAGCAACAAAUUUGGUCUCGUCUCAAAAGCUCGAAUCAUCCUUUGGGGAAAAUUGCGUCGAGCACGUUUGAUAUCCAGGCCUAAUAAUUGCUUUGGGUGGCACCUGGUAGAUCGCGAUGACCUCGACAACGAAUGCCACACGAACGUAUAUUUGGACUGCCCUACCCGCGACGAUGAUUGUAUCGACAACGAUGAUGCACAUAUAUACAUCCUACCUGUCGCUAAAGAUGUUACCUCUGCUGGAACAUCGAGGAACGAGCAUCUGGUCUGUCUGCUGCUGCGUCCUGAGCUCGAAAGAGGAACUUUCAAACGUAUCGGGAUGACCAAAUUGAGUCCGUUCGCAGAUCGGCGAGCAAUGCAGAAGUCUGGGAUACGCGACAGCCCUGAGUAUGAGAUAAUGAGACACAGCAUGAGUGAUGCAAGUCUACCUCAUGAUGGAAACUACGAUGAGGUGACCGGAUUACAUAGAAUAAGUCUCAUUUGAGGAGCGCAAUAGAGCUUGCCGAACCUCGUAUGCAUACAAGGCUAG
Messenger RNA from Boeremia exigua, 2768 nucleotides. Its product is annotated as heterokaryon incompatibility protein-domain-containing protein. Lineage: Eukaryota; Fungi; Ascomycota; Dothideomycetes; Pleosporales; Didymellaceae. The transcript has a single exon. The coding region runs from base 459 to 2723 and encodes 754 amino acids. The record is from RefSeq and is a predicted model, not a curated record.